AUGGAGCCCACUGUACCGGACUUACAGCUUGUGCCAGAGGUGACAAAGGAUGCCCCUGUCCCUGCUCCAGACUCUGGCCAUUGUCGAACGGCUGUCAUGGUAGUGGUGGCCAUCAGCUUGGCCAUCCUGACCCUAGGAGUCCUUUCGGCCUUCCUCUCCGUGCAGGGCGCCCAUGUGGAGCACGCGGCAGAGCUACUCGGGAUCCGGUUCACCAGCUCUUUGCAGCAGGAGAACUCUGAAUUGUACCGCCUGCUCACGCCUGCUCUGCAGACGCUGUUUGUGAGUAGUUUCCAAAAAACAGAGUUAGAAUCGAGCUGCACAGGCUGCACAGUGCUUAGUUACAGGGAUGGCAAUUCCAGUGUGAUUGUGCAUUUUCGGCUACACUUUAUGCUCCGAACCCUCCAGCCACUGAGCCUGGAGCAGGAAGCAGACAUCUUGCAGAAAGGAGUCCAGGCGAGGCUGCAGGAGCAAGGCCUUGCCCUGGCUGCCUACGGCACCAUCACGUCAGUCGAGCUCACAGGAGGAAGGUGUGAAGGUCCGGUGACGGAGAGGGACCUAAAGUCAGGUCACUGCCCAGGGAAUGCCUUCUCCUGUCAGGACGGUCAGUGCGUGAGCAAAGAGAACCCGGAGUGUGACGACAGGGCGGACUGCUCCGACGGCUCUGAUGAGGCACAGUGCGACUGCGGCUGGCAGCCUGCCUGGAGGUCGGCCGGCAGGAUUGUGGGUGGCGUGGAGGCUGCUCCCGGGGAGUUCCCCUGGCAGGUCAGCCUUCGGGAGAAUCACGAACACUUCUGCGGUGCCACCAUCAUCGGUGCCAGGUGGCUGGUGUCUGCUGCCCACUGCUUCAACGAAUUCCAGGACCCUGCGCAGUGGGCCGCCCAGGCGGGCAGUGUGCACCUGAGCGGUUCAGAGGCCAGCGCUGUGCGCGCACGCGUGCUCCGCAUCGCCAAGCAUCCCGCCUAUGACGCGGACACGGCGGACUUCGACGUGGCUGUCCUGGAGCUGGCGCGCCCGCUGCCCUUCGGCCGCUACGUGCAGCCUGCCUGCCUCCCCGCGGCCACGCACGUCUUCCCGCCGCGCAAGAAGUGCCUGAUCUCGGGCUGGGGUUACCUGAAGGAGGACUUCUUGGUGAAGCCAGAGGUCCUUCAGAAGGCCACGGUGGAAUUGCUGGACCAGAGCCUGUGUUCCAGCCUGUACGGCCACUCGCUCACAGACAGGAUGGUGUGUGCCGGCUACCUGGAUGGGAAGGUGGACUCUUGCCAGGGUGACUCCGGAGGACCCCUGGUCUGUGAGGAGCCUUCCGGAAGGUUCUUCCUGGCUGGUAUUGUGAGCUGGGGAAUUGGCUGUGCAGAAGCGCGGCGCCCAGGGGUCUACACCCGGGUCACCAGGCUGCGGGAUUGGAUCUUGGAGGUGACCAGCACAGGUGACGCGCCUGCGGUCCCCACCGCAGCUCCAGUGCCUGCCACCCCCAGCAUUCCCUGGCCUACCAGCCCUGAGAGCCGGGUGCCCAACACCACCGCUGCUCCCAGCCCUGUGCCACCGCACCCCAGCACUGCGGCCAAGCCACAAGAGUGUGGGGCCAGACCUGCAAUGGACAAGUCCACUCGGAUUGUGGGCGGGGUCAGCGCCAUAUCUGGGGAGGUGCCCUGGCAGGCCAGCCUGAAGGAAGGAUCCAGACACUUCUGCGGCGCCACCGUGGUGGGUGACCGCUGGCUGCUGUCCGCCGCCCACUGUUUCAACCACACCAAAGUGGAGCAGGUGCACGCGCACCUGGGCACCGCGUCCCUGCUGGGUGUUGGCGGGAGCCCCGUGAAGCUGGGGCUGCGAAGGGUGGCACUGCACCCCCGCUACAACCCUGGAAUCCUGGACUUUGACGUGGCCUUGCUGGAGUUGGUCCAGCCGUUGGUCUUCAACAAAUACAUCCAGCCGGUCUGUCUUCCCCUGGCCAUCCACAAGUUCCCCGUGGGCCGGAAGUGUAUGAUCUCAGGCUGGGGCAACGUGCAGGAGGGAAAUGCCGCCAAGCCCGACAUCUUACAGAAGGCAUCCGUGGGCAUCAUAGAGCAGAAGAUAUGUGGAGCCCUGUACAACUUCUCCCUCACUGACCGCAUGCUCUGCGCCGGCUUCCUGGAGGGCAGAAUUGACUCCUGCCAGGGUGAUUCUGGUGGCCCCCUGGCAUGUGAGGAGACUCCUGGUGUCUUUUACCUGGCCGGCAUCGUGAGCUGGGGCAUUGGCUGUGCCCAAGCUAAGAAGCCCGGUGUAUAUGCACGAAUCACGCGCCUCAAGGACUGGAUCCUGAAGGCCAUGUCCUCAGACCCCAGCUCCAUGGCUCAUCCCCACACCUCCAGCACACGGCUCACCCCCAGCAAGCCCCCCAGAACCACAGCAGAUGGCCUCAUUAUCCCUGAGGCCACCACCGGCAGACCUGCUACUCCCAGGGCCACCAUCAGAGUGACCACUAGACCACUCAACACGACGUUGUCUGCCAGGAGUACCACCACCAGGGGACAGACACCAGCCCCAAACGCUCCGGGCACCACCAUAUACUCUCACCUGCCAGACUGUGGCCUGGCGCCCCCCGGGGCCCUGACCCGGAUAGUGGGCGGCAGCGCAGCGUCGCUUGGGGAGUGGCCCUGGCAAGUGAGCCUGUGGCUGUGGCGCAGGGAGCACCGGUGUGGGGCGGUGCUGGUGGCCGAGAGGUGGCUUCUGUCUGCAGCGCACUGUUUUGACCUCUACGGGGACCCCAUGCAGUGGGCGGCCUUCCUGGGCUCUCCAUUCCUGAGCAGUGCGGAGGGCCAGUUGGAACGCGUGUCGCGCAUCUAUCGUCACCCUUUCUACAACAUCUACACGCUGGACUAUGACGUGGCGCUGCUGGAGCUGGCGGGGCCCGUGCGCCGCAGCCGCUUGGUGCGACCCAUCUGCCUCCCGGGUCCCGCGCGGCCCCCCGACGGCGCGCGCUGCAUCAUCACAGGCUGGGGCUCGUUGCGCGAGGGAGGCUCCAUGGCAAGGCAGCUGCAGAAGGCCGCGGUGAGGGUUCUCAGUGAACAGACAUGUCGCCGCUUCUACCCAGUGCAGAUCAGUAGCCGUAUGCUGUGUGCAGGCUUCCCGCAGGGUGGCGUGGACAGCUGCUCGGGUGAUGCAGGGGGACCCCUGGCCUGCAGGGAGCCGUCUGGCCAAUGGGUGCUAACUGGGGUCACCAGCUGGGGCUACGGCUGUGGCAGGCCCCACUUCCCGGGUGUCUACACUCGAGUGGCUGCAGUGCUGGGAUGGAUAGGCCAGAACAUCCAGGCAUGACUGCCCUGUGGCCA
Molecule: messenger RNA, 3305 nt
Organism: Apodemus sylvaticus (European woodmouse)
Lineage: Eukaryota; Metazoa; Chordata; Mammalia; Rodentia; Muridae
Gene: Tmprss9
Product: transmembrane serine protease 9
Exons: 18
Coding region: 1-3291 (1096 amino acids)
Biological process (GO): proteolysis
Cellular component (GO): plasma membrane
Molecular function (GO): serine-type endopeptidase activity; protein binding
Source: RefSeq, a predicted model, not a curated record